GAAGGAAGAUUUGAUAGCUCUCUACAGGAAAAGGCACCAUACCCUUCCUCUGUCGCCCUUAUUUGAAGAAAAGGACACGCCUCUACUUAAGUUUUACGUCAUGCCAGACAUAAAUUCAGUGGAAAUUCAGAUGGAGCCUGGAGGUAGCAAAGAAGUUAAGUCUGAGCUUACGUCAUUGCGUGAUGUGUUUUACAAGGAAAGUAAACCAUGUCAUGAAAUUUACCUUACUGCAGACGCUGGGUUUGGGAAAACAGCGUUAAGUAAACGGCUCGUUUUGACAUGGUGUCAGGCGAAAAAAUGUAUCCAAAGUGAAGAAAAAUACUUUGAAAAGGAAGAUAUUAGUGCAAUGUCAGAGUUUAAAUUUGUGUUUUUGUUGGCAUUACGUGAUUGUUCCGAAGAAUACGACAUUGAUAAAAUGAUCAUAAAACAAAUAAUUCCACAGCUGGCAAACACGUCUAUAACUAUCAGAGACCUGGAAAUUAUUCUUUCUAAGGAAAAAUGCCUGAUAAUACUCGAUGGAUUAGAUGAAUGGAGAGCGCCUGUCUGUAAACAAGGAAGAAGUGACAUUCCACACAGGAAAGCUAGGGAAUGUACAAUCCUCACAACAACCAGACCGUGGAAGCUGGGCGUUAGUAAGAUACGUUCAACUGAAAUAGAGCGAACAUUGGAAAUUAUCGGACUGAGUGAAACCUCUGCUGAAAGUUUAAAAAGGAGUGUGAUCUCACUACUGCGUGGUAAAACUGAUCUAGAAAAACACAUUCAGGACUUUGAUCGUGCUAUCAGUGAUAGAGGCAUUUCGAAUUUGGAAACUAUUCCACUCUUACUGAUGUAUCUUUUGUGUUUAUGGUGUGAUGGAAUAGAGCUAGGAUCAUGCAGAACUGAGUUAUACUGUCAAAUUGUUGAACUACUCCUAAAACGAACGAUUGAAAAACAUCCGGACAUGCAACAGUCGUGCGAACAAUCCCAGAGUGAUAUCCCACAAUGCUUCAGUGAACAUGAACAUUCUAAGAAACACAAUUUACUUUUGAAGACUUUAGGACAAUUAGCAUUUCAAACGUUAUUCAGUGAAAACAAAGAAAGCACUCUUGUGUUCAGCCAGUCAGUGACAGAGAAACACCUAACCCCAGAGUAUUUGAAAUUAAGUCUUGCUUCUGGACUGAUAACACAAAGUACAGAAAAGACAUUAACAAAACAAAUUUCUACAUUUUCAUUCUCGCACAAAACAAUACAGGAAUUUUUCUGUGCAUUGUACAUUAGCUGUCAAAAUGAAAGUGAUGUCAAAGAAAUCUUUCUGAAGGAAUGCAAAAGUUUACCAAGUAUUCUUGACAUGUCGACAGUGCUUGUUUUCAUCAGUGGAAUGAAUGCAGAAAUCAUUUCUUCAAAAUCUCGUAAUUUCAUGUCAGUAAUAAGUGAAGACAAGAGAACGAGCGAAUACAGAACUACGACUGAUGACGAAUGUGAACCUCUGAAAGACAUACAAGACAUGUACAUUUCUUGUAUGAAAGAAAACACGAGCGAUAAGGAACUCAUAAUUUACUGCCAAGACUUUUUCUUUAGCAAAGAUUGUAAAGAGGAAAAAUACUUUAACCAUUUAACGCGGCUCUCAAUGGACAAUAAAAACAACAUGACGUCAAUAAAUAUCGACAGACUAAGUGGUCGUAGUUUACGUGAUAUUAUUGAUUGUUGUGAUCUAGUUCAUCCGUUUAACAUCAAUAAAAUAUACUACGAGGGUUACGGUGAAAACGCGCCACUUCCUGUACUGUUAAACAAGUCAACGAAAUAUCUCACUGUUAGUUCGGCUGGUUCUUGGAGCCGUGAAAUGUUGCAAACAUUACAGAAUAAUUCUCUGUUACAAGCAAUUUAUAUCUUAGAUUUCAAGAUGAGCCACGAUGUGCUGAAUGACUUUCUGAAUUAUAUUAUACACAGAAAAACAAUGACGGAGAUUGGAUUGCGGUACUUAUCGUGUGCCGAGCACUGGGGGUCGUGUAGUAUCAGUCUGGAUUUUUGCCAGCAUUCAGAUCUAAGGAAGUUAGUAUUGAGCAGGAUACCUAAAGUGUCACAAUUGAAAGUUAAUAGUCAAGUGGAACACGUGAAGUUGGUGGAGAUCAAACUAGGUGAAAUGUCGCUGCCUCCUGGAUUGGGAAAUAUCAAACAUGUUAAGUUAUACAGUGUAAACAUGUCUGCUUCAACAUUGCAUGAUCUCGUUAAGGAAGUGGAGAAACUUUCACACAAAGUCACAGUAACAAUACGCGGGGGGUGUAAGAUAGAACCGGAAAGAGAGUUUGAACACGUUAAACAAUAUAUACACUCAUCUCAGAAUCUCCGAGUUACGCAGGAUGUUAGCGGGUGGUUUGAGUUUGAAAGUAAAAGUUGAAAGUUAAGUUACUAAAUAAACUCAGACUGAUAGUGUCAGUGUAUAUAGACAUCAUUCAUUCAAAAUACUAUAACUCAUUACACAACACACUGACAUAUGACAUAUGUGUAACAUGUCAUGUACAUUAUAAUUAAAAAUAGUGACAGUCGCGCGUGUUAGUGUAAUAAACAUUGGAUGAAAUUCUUGGAUAAAAAAUGGAUGUUCUUGUACACGGAUUUAUAAACAAAUUCAGUUUCCUUUCAUAAAGAUCGACGGCAAUACUUCAAGAGCAUAGAGGUAGCCUACACAUUCACUACCAUAAAAUACUUCACGUGUUCUUCCGGUGUCUGUGCUAGCCUGUAUACACACAGCGUGACAAACCGCAUCACCGUUUAUUUCUUGCAGUUGGACAAAAAGAAUUUACAGGACAAUAAUCGUAUUAUACCCAAAAUUCUAGCAUAAAACUUCUGUUCUUGUCACUUUUCGGGGGUGUUUUAACAAGAGAGAAAACGUGUGUUAACAGAGAGAUUCUCGCGCUCACGUGCUGUUAUAACACCUUUUUAUAUAUGCGCAUUCCGUGGCAAAGCGUAAACGCAUUACGGCCUCAAAACGGAUAAUUCAAAUGGAAAUGACGUCAACGUGAAAAAACAACUCAGAUAUUCCCGCGCAUUUCAUGGAAAUUUGAUGACGUUGAGGGAGAAUGUAUUCAUUUAUUAGUUUUCUCCACGUUUUAUGCUAGAAUAGCGUUAGCGCAUGUUCAUUUCGUGUUAUAACAUCUUCAGAAUCCCUCGGGAUACGUUGGUACCCUCGCCCUACGGGCUCGGGCACCAACCAAUCCCUCGGGAUUCUGCAGACGUUAUAACAUGAAAAAACAUGCGUUAUCCCUACAGUCUUGUGAGAAAAACUGCUUUGAAUUAUUAAUUUUCAUUAACAGAGACAAAUCAUACUGUUUUACCUAGAUUAGCUGGUAAAGAAAUGUCUGAAUUUCAUUUGUGUAAAAAUGUCGCAUUUGAACUCAUUUUCUAAUAAGAAAAGUUAAUAAGUAAAGUUUAUUAUGUACGUUAGUAUUAUGCGGAAGGGUUUUAAAUAGUCACGCGCGCUGUCUUAAGUCAACUUUUCUUUGUUAAAGUUUUGAUUUGUCUUCAUUUUGAUACUAAUUACUAACAAUGUUUAAUUGUUAUUUUGAGAUAAUCGGUUUUAAAAAAGCCUGGAAAUGGACGUUUUAUGGCAUACACAAUGACUGUUGCUGUGUUUGACAUACCACGACAAAGAAUUUUUUUAUGGAAUUGUUUAGAUAUUAAAUGCAUUUUGUUCUAAGAAACAACUAUGUUGUGAGGCAUAUUUUUAUGUCGUUACCAAAAUCACAAUUUGUUUGCAUAGUCUGUAACCGAUAUACUGCAGUUUAUUAUUUUCAUGCGAAUUAAAGGACUAUUUUAUGACUUACGCUCUCUGUAGAAAAUUAUUUGUUUCUAGCAGACGGCAUUCAUAAUUACACUAGGAAGAACAUAUUUAUACGAAAUCCCUGUACACUUCGUAGCUAACUUUUCAUAAUUUGAAAAAAAAACUAGGAAUCCUAUUUGUUUUAUACGAUUGUGAAAAAAAAUCUUUGAUUGAACAAUAGAUGAAAACUUUUCCUUGUAGAAAUUACUUGGAUUGUUAAUUAUUAGAGUUACUUUUAUAUGACUUUUUUUAUCUCUUCUUAAAAUGUUCACUUAUUUCUAAAUAUUAAACUAAUAGAUGUUGCAAAAACAAAAAAAAAAUAAUCUUUUCAUGAACAAGAGUUGGUUUUACAACAAAAUGGAAAUUUGGACUAUAUGAUAAAUAGACUCAGAUAAUUAGCAUACACUUAUAAAUUUAUAUGUAGGUCUAUUUCUAAAGGGAGAAAAUCGUAUCCUUUCUGAAGUAUAGCUGUUACCUUGUGUAUAUACAGUUGAGAGACUUUAGUAGAUAUAUUGUCUGUACGCCUUAGGUAAUUUAUAUUUUAUGUGAGCUGUUUUUAGCUCACCUGAGCAAUGUGAUCGCUCGAUGUCCGGCGUCCGUCGUAUGUCGUCUGUCUGUCAACAUUUAGCUUGUGUAUGCGAUAGAUGCUAUAUUUUUCAACUGAUCUUCGUAAAAUUUUGUCAGUAUGAUAACCUUGAUAAAAUCUAGGCCAAGUUUGAAAAUAGGUUAUCUGGGGUCAAAAACUAGGUCACUAUGUUAAAUCAAAGAAAAACACUGUGUAUGCGAUAGAGGCUGCAUUUUUCAACUGAUCUUCAUGAAAUUUUGUCAGAAUGAUCACCUUGAUGAAAUCUAUGACGAGUUUGAAGAUUGAAUAUCUUGAGUUAAAAACUAGGUCACUAGGUUAACUCAAAGAAAAACUUGUGUAUGUGAUAUAGGCUGUAUUUUCAGUUGAUCUUCAUGAAAUUUGGCAGAAUGGUUGCUUUGAUGAUAUCUAGGCCGAAUUAAAAAUAGCUCAUCUUUGAUCAAAAAGUAGGUCAUUAGGUCAAAUCAAAGAAAAAAACUUGUGAAUGUGAUAGAAGCUGUAUUUUUAAGUUGAUCUUCAUGAAAUUUGGUCAGAAUGAUUGCCUUGAUAAAAUUUAGGUCGAGUUUGAAUAUGGGUUAUCUGGAAUAAAAAACUAGGUCACAAGGUCCAAUCAAAGAAAAACCUUGUGUAUGCAAUAGAGUCUGCAUUUGUUGAUUGAUCUUCAUGAAAUAUAGUCAGAAUGAUUGCCUUGAUGAAAUCUAGGCAGAGUUUGAAUAUUGGUCAUCUGGGACCAAAAACUAGGUCAUUAGGUCAAAUCAAAGAAAACUCUUGUGUAUGUGAUAGAAGCUGUAUUUUUCAAUUGAUCUUCAUGAAAUUGGGUCAGAAUAAUUGCCUUGAUGUAAUCAAGGUCGAGUUUGAAUAUUAGUCAUCUGUAUUAAAAAGUAGGUCACUAGGUCAAAUCAAAGAAAAAACUUGUUUAUGCGAUACAGGCUGUAUUUGUCACUUGACCUUCAUGAAAUUUGGACAGAAUGAUUGUCUUGAUAAAAUCUAGGCCAUGUUUAAAUAUAGGUCAUCUGGGGUCAAAAACUAGGUCACUAGGUCGUAUCAAAGAAAAUAUUUGUUUAAACUCAAGAAACCACAUUUUGGGUUCAAUCCUAGUGAAAAUUUGGCAGAAUGUUUGUUUUCAUGAAAUCACUAGGUCAAACUUGUUUACACUGUUAUGGUGUGUUUCUCAGGUGAGCGACCUAGGGCCAUCUUGGCCCUCUUGUUAGUUUUACUUAAGGUCAAAUGUUUGAGCCUUUCAUUUCGUUUCCGCCCUUGUAUCUCCUUAACCCCUUGAACGAUAAUCAUGAAACUUGGGUCAAUUGAUCACCUUAUCAAAACGAUGUGCAGAACUCAUGAGUCAGCCAUGUCGGCUUAAGGUCAAGGUCACAAGGACAAAUGUUUGAGCCUUCCAUUUUGUGUGCACUCUGUAUCUCCUAAACCCCUUGAAGGAUAAUCAUGAAACUUGGAUCAAAUGAUCUUCAUAUCAAUUAAUCCCCCACCAUGAGUGUUAGGGGCUAUAGGAAUGGUCUCCUUCCGUUCGUCCGUCCAUCCAUCUUCCGUCCUUCCGUACCAUUUUGUGUCCGCUCUGUAUCUCUUAAACUCCUUGAAGGAUUUUCAUGAAAUUUUGAUCAAAUGAUAACCUCAUCAGGACGAUGUACUAAACCAUGAGACGGCCAUGUCUUUUCAAGGUCAAGGUCACAACUCAAGAUCAAAUGUUUGAGUCUUGCAUUUUGUGUCCGCCCUUUAUUUCCUAAACCCCUCAAAGGAUAAUCAUGAAACUUGAAUCAAAUGAUCUUCUCAUCAAUUAAUGCCCCGCCACGUGUGGUGGGGGUUAUAGGAAUUGUCUCCAUCCAUCCUUCCGUCCAUCUAUCUUUCGUCCUUCUGUCCGUCCGUAACAUUUUGUGUCUGCUCUGUAUCUCUUAAACCGAUUGAAGGAUUAUCAUGAAACUUGGGUCAAAUGAUAACCUCAUCAGGUCGAUGUGUAGAACUUAUGAAUCAGUCAUGUCGGUUCAAGGUCAAGGUCACAACUCAAGGUCAAAUGUUUGAGCUUUGCUUUUUAUGUCCACCCUUUAUUAGCUCAGGUGAGUUUUUUCUGAUCGCUCGAUGUCCGGCGUCCGUCGUCUGUCUGUCGUCCGUCAACAUUUAGCUUGUGUAUGCGAUAGAGGCUGUAUUUUUCAACUGAUCUUCAUGAAUUUUAGUCAGAAUAAUAAUCUUGAUGAAAUCUAGGCCGAGUUCGAAAAUGGGUCAUCUGGGAUCAAAAACUAGGUCACUAGGUCAAAUCAAGGAAAAACCUUGUGUAUGCGAUAGAGGCUGUAUUUUUCAGUUGAUGUUCAUGAAAUUUUGUCAGAAUGAUAACCUUGAUGAAAUCUAGGCCAAGUUCAAAAAUGGGUCACCUGGAAUUAAAAACUAGGUCACUAGGUCAAAUCAAGGAAAAACAUUGUGUAUGCGAUAGAGGCUGUAUUUUUCAAUUAAUCUUCAUGAAUUUUUGUCAGAAUGAUUACCUUGAUGAAAUCUAGAUCGAGUUUAAAAAUCGGUCAUCGGGGGUCAAAAACUAGGUCACUAGGUCAAAUCAAAGAAAAACCUUGUGUAUGCGAUAGAGGCUGUACUUUUCAAUUGGUCUUCAUGAAAUUUUGUCAGAAUGAUAUCCUUGAUGAAAUCUAGGCUAAGAUUGAAAAUGGGUCACCCGGGGUCAAAAACUAGGUCACUAGGUCAAAUCAAGGAAAAACCUUGUGUAUGCGAUAGAGGCUGUAUUUUUCAUUUUAUCUUCAUGAAUUUUGGUCAGAAUGAUUACCUUGAUGAAGUAUAGGCUGAGUUUGAAAAUGGGUUAUCUGGGGUUAAAAAGUAGGUCACUAGGUCAAAUCAAAUAAAACCCUUGUGUAUGCGAUAGAGGCUGUAUUUUUCAACUGAUCUUAAUGAAAUUUUGUCAGAAUGAUAAUCUUGAUGAAAUCUAGGCCAGUUUUGAAAAUGGGUCAUCUGGGGUCAAAAACUAGGUCAUUAGGUCAAAUCAAAGAAAAACCUUGUGUAUGCGAUAGAGGCUGUAUUUUUUAAUUGAUCUUCAUGAAUUUUGGUCAGAAUUAUUGCCUUGAUAAAAUCUAGGUCAAGUUUGAAUAUGGGUCAUCGGGGAUAAAAAACUAGGUCACUAGGUCAAAUCAAAGAAAAAAGUUUUGUAUGCGAUAGAGGCUGUAUUUUUUAAUCGAGGUUGAUGAAAUUUAGUCAGAAUGAUUGCCUUCAUCAAAUCUAGGUCAAAUUCGAAUAUAGGUCAUCUUAGCUCAAAAACUAGGUCAUUAGGUCAAAUUGAAAAAAAUGCUUGUUUACACUUAAGAGACCACAUUUUUUAUCCAAUCUUAAUGAAAAUUGGUCAGAAUAUUUGUUUCCAUGAAAUCACUAUAUAUGUCAAACAUGUUUACACUGUUAUGGUAUGUUUAUCAGGUGAGCGACCUAGGGCCAUCUUGGCCCUCUUGUUUCCUUAACCCCUCAAAGAAUAAUCAUGAAACUUAGGUUUAAUGAUCUUCUCAUCAAGACAAUAUGUAGAAUUGAUGAGUCAGCCAUGUCCGUUUAUGGUCAAAGUCACGGUUCAAGGUCAAAUGUUUCAGCCUUCAUUUCGUGUCUGCCCUGUAUCUCCUUAAUCCUUUGAACGAUAAUCAUGAAACAUGGGUCACAUGAUCACCUUAUCAAAACAGUAUGCAGAACCCAUGAGUCAGCCAUGUCGGCUAAAGGUCAAGGUCACAACUCAAGGUCAAAUGUUUGAGCCUUCCAUUUUGUGUCCACUCUGUAUCUCCUAAACCCCUUGAAGGAUAAUCAUGAAACUUGGAUCAAAUGAUCUUCUCAUCUUAAUCCCCCGCCGUGAGCGGUGGGGUUUAUAGGAAUUGUCUCCGUCCAUCCUUCCGUCCGUCCGUCCAACAAUUUCCCGUCCUUCUGUCUUUCUGUAACGUUUUGUGUCCGCUCUGUAUCUCUUAAACUCCUUGAAGGAUUAGAAUGAAACUUGGGUCAAAUAAUAACCUCAUCAAGGAAAUGUGCAGAACCUAUGAGUCAGCCAUGUCGGUUCAAGUUUAAGGUCACAACUCAAGGUCAAAUGUUUGAGCCUUGCUUUUUAUGUCCGCCCUUUAUUUCCUUAACCCAUCAAAGGAUUAUCAUGAAACUUGGGUCCAAUGAUCUUCUUAUCUAGACAAUGUGCAGAAUCUAUGAGUCAGCUAUGUCCGUUCACGGUCAAUGUCUCGAUUCAAGGUCAAAUGUUUGAGCCUUUCAUUUCGUGUCUGCCCUGUAUCUCCUUAAUCCUUUGAACGAUAAUCAUGAAACGUGGGUCAAAUGAUCACCUUAUCAAGACGAUGUGCAGAACCCAUGAGUCAGCCAUGUCGGCUUAAGGUCAAGGUCACAACUUAAGGUCAAAAUUUUGAGCCUUCCAUUUUGUGUCCACUCUGUAUCUCCUAAACCCCUUGAAGGAUAAUCAUGAAACUUGAAUCAAAUGUUCUUCUCAUCAAUUAAUGCCCGGCAUGAGUGUUGGGGGUUAUAGGAAUUGUCUCCGUCAUUCCUUCCGUCCUUCCGUAAUAUUUGGUGUCCACUCUGUGUCUCUUAAACCCCUUGAAGGAUUAGAAUGAAACUUGGGUCAAAUAAUAACCUCAUCAAGGAAAUGUGCAGAACCUAUGAGUCAGCCAUGUCGGUUCAAGGUCAAGGUCACAACUCAAGGUCAAAUGUUUGAGCCUUGCUUUUUAUGUCCGCCCUUUAUUUCCUUAACCCAUCAAAUGAUAAUCAUGAAACUUGGGUCCAAUGAUCGUCUUAUCUAGACAAUGUGCAGAAUCUAUGAGUCAGCUAUGUCCGUUCACGGUCAAUGUCUCGAUUCAAGGUCAAAUGUUUGAGCCUUUCAUUUCGUGUCUGCCCUGUAUCUCCUUAAUCCUUUGAACGAUAAUCAUGAAACAUGGGUCAAAUGAUCACCUUAUCAAGACGAUGUGCAGAACCCAUGAGUCAGCCAUGUCUGCUUAAGGUCAAGAUCACAACUUAAGGUCAAAAUUUUGAGCCUUCCAUUUUGUGUCCACUCUGUAUCUCCUAAACCCCUUUAAGGAUAAUCAUGAAACUUGAAUCAAAUGUUCUUCUCAUCAAUUAAUGCCCGGCAUGAAUGUUGGGGGUAAUAGGAAUUGUCUCCGUCAUUCCUUCCGUCCUUCCGUAAUAUUUUGUGUCCACUCUGUAUCUCUUAAACCCCUUGAAGGAUUAGAAUGAAACUUGGGUCAAAUAAUAACCUCAUCAAGGAAAUGUGCAGAACCUAUGAGUCAGCCAUGUCGGUUCAAGGUCAAGGUCA
Molecule: messenger RNA, 9651 nt
Organism: Mercenaria mercenaria
Lineage: Eukaryota; Metazoa; Mollusca; Bivalvia; Venerida; Veneridae
Exons: 2
Coding region: 101-2374 (757 amino acids)
Source: RefSeq, a predicted model, not a curated record